This is a messenger RNA of Corapipo altera (White-ruffed manakin), 1696 nucleotides long. RefSeq names its product cytochrome P450 2K1-like. Gene Ontology annotation, cellular component: cytoplasm; intracellular membrane-bounded organelle. Gene Ontology annotation, molecular function: heme binding; oxidoreductase activity, acting on paired donors, with incorporation or reduction of molecular oxygen, reduced flavin or flavoprotein as one donor, and incorporation of one atom of oxygen; iron ion binding. Gene Ontology annotation, biological process: xenobiotic metabolic process. NCBI's taxonomy places the organism in Eukaryota, Metazoa, Chordata, Aves, Passeriformes, Pipridae. The record is from RefSeq and is a predicted model, not a curated record. Bases 158 to 1663 code for a protein of 501 amino acids. The transcript is spliced from 9 exons.
UCAGCAUAAUGAAGUACAUCUGGUCUAAAUGGAUGUUAACAAGACCACAGAGUCCUUUUCUCUGCACAAAGCCACUUCCCCAGAAGGUGUGUUCAGGAAAUGACAGAAGGGCUAUAAAGAGACCCCAAGACGCUCAUGCUCACACUUGGAUUUGGACAUGGCCAUGCAGAGUUUCCUGCAGUAUUUGGGCUCCAGCUCACUGCUCUGUUUGGCAGCAGGGCUGUUUGCUCUCCUUUACUUUCUCACCAGCUCGAAGAAGUCGGUUUGCAGUUUGCCUCCUGGGCCACGACCUCUUCCUCUGAUCGGAAACUUGAACGUGGUGGACCUGAAAAAGCCGUUCCAGUCGCUGACAGAGCUAUCCAAGACAUAUGGCAACGUCUUCACCGUGCAUUUUGGACCCAGGAAAGCCGUGGUACUGGCUGGGUAUGAAACCAUCAAGGACGCCCUUUUGAAUCAUGCUGAAGAAUUUGGAGAGAGGGCAGAAAUACCCAUAUUUAGGAAAAUGACACAGGGAAAUGGCAUAGCAUUCAGCCACGGAGAGCUAUGGAAAACUAUGAGAAGAUUUACCUUGUCCACACUGCGGGAUUUCGGAAUGGGAAAGAGAACCCUGGAGAUCCAAAUCCUGGAGGAAGUAAAUGCCCUUAUCAAAUAUUUUGAAUCCUAUCAUGGGAAACCAUUUGAUACAAAAAUGAUACUCAACAAUGCUGUAUCCAAUGUCAUCUGCUCGAUACUGUUUGGAGAGAGGUUUGAAUAUGAUGAUCCUGCGUUUCUUACAUUGCUGGAACUGAUAAAUCAAAAUGCUAAGCUGUUGGGCUCCCCUAUGGUGCUGUUAUAUAAUUUCUACCCAUAUCUUGGAUUUCUCUCUGGAGCUUCCAAGACUGUGCUACAAAAUAUCAGUGAAUUGAACACUUUCCUCCAGAAGCUCUUCCAGCAACAUAAAGAGGAGCUUAAUGAAAAUGACUUAACAGGCUUUGUUGAUGCCUUUCUGGUAAAGCAACAAAAGGAGUCAAAGAAACCCCACACUAUGUUCGACAAUGGAAACCUGAUGUUUUCAACCUUAGACCUCUUUGCUGCUGGGACUGAAACUACAUCUACAACUGUGCGCUGGGGGCUCCUUCUGAUGAUGAAAUACCCAGAAAUUCAGAGAAAGAUUCAGGAAGAAAUGAACCGUGUCAUUGAACCAGGAGAGCUGCCUAAGUUGGAGGACCGGAAAAAAAUGCCUUAUACAGAAGCAGUGAUACAUGAAAUACAAAGGUUUGCCAAUAUUGUCCCUAUGGGUGUAUCACGAUCAACUCCCAGAGAUGUGAAUUUCCGAGGCUAUGUGAUUCCUAAGGGUACUGAGAUUAUUCCACUGCUGACCUCUGCUCUGAAUGAUGAGUUACACUGGAAAACCCCGGAGCAGUUCAAUCCUUCCCAUUUCCUGGAUGCCAAUGGGAACUUCAUUAGGAGAGAAGCAUUUAUUCCAUUCUCCAUAGGACGAAGGGCUUGCCUUGGUGAAGGACUGGCCAAAAUGGAGCUGUUCCUCUUUUUUGGGGGCUUGCUCCGCAAAUUUGUUUUUUGUCCCCCUCCAGGAGUGGAUAAAUCAGACCUGGAUCUCACCGCUGAUGUCGGCUUUACCUUGAACCCCAUGCCUCACCUGGUUUGUGCUGUGCCCUGUGAAUGAUCAAACAACAUGGCAGUAGAGUAGUGAACACUU